This is a messenger RNA of Culicoides brevitarsis, 1838 nucleotides long. Its product is annotated as facilitated trehalose transporter Tret1-like. Gene Ontology annotation, cellular component: membrane. Lineage: Eukaryota; Metazoa; Arthropoda; Insecta; Diptera; Ceratopogonidae. The transcript has 4 exons. The record is from RefSeq and is a predicted model, not a curated record. Bases 135 to 1589 code for a protein of 484 amino acids. Gene Ontology annotation, molecular function: sugar transmembrane transporter activity. Gene Ontology annotation, biological process: transmembrane transport; carbohydrate transport.
AAAUCCAACGUAGUCGAUCUAUCUAUUUUGAAUCGUUCAGACGUGAUAACAGCCAAAAAUUGCAUCAAAAAUUUAAAUUUAUUUUCGAAAAAAGGGACUGAUAAAAUAAUAUUCGCGUGAAUGAAUCAAAGCAAAUGAAUCCCGCUGAACUGAACUAUCAAGUUGUUGGAACGUCAGAUCAUAACCAAAAACGAAAUAAUAUGGAGCCGACAAAGAAAUGGCGUCAAUUUAUGGUCGGAAUCAUAGUAAAUCUCUCUGCUGCAGCUGUAGGCACAUGUCUUGGAUGGACAGCUCCCGUAAAUCCAAAACUGAAUGACGCAAGUCUCAAAGAUUCUCCGCUUGAUGCUGUUCCCACAGUCGACGAAGCCUCCUGGAUCGGUUCUUUGGUAGCUCUCGGCGCUGUCAUCGGUCCCUUAAUUGGCGGUCCAAUGGCGAAUGUGGUUGGGCGAAAAUGGACUUUGCUCUUCAGCUCGUUGUUAUUUGCCGUGCCCUAUGCCACGCUGAUUUUCGCAAAAACUGUUCUCGUGAUUUGCAUUGCGCGGUUCAUUCAGGGUUUGGGAGUUGGCUUCGUCAUGUGCGUUGUCCCGAUGUAUAUGGGCGAAAUUUCGUCGGAUGAGGUGCGUGGCGCCAUGGGAUCUUUUAUGCAACUUUUCAUUGUGACCGGAAUUUUGUACGUUUAUUGCGUUGGUCCGUACGUCAGUUAUGUGGCAUUGCAAUGGGCUUGUUUGGCAAUUCCCGUUGCUUUUGCUGUGGGAUUUUUCUUUAUGCCCGAAAGUCCCGCUUAUUACAUCCAAAAAGGAAAUCGAGAGAGCGCUGUGAAUUCUUUAGUAUUUUUGCGCGGGAAAUCAAAGGAAGGCGUGCAAGAUGAAAUGUCAAUCAUUCAAACGUCAGUCGAGGAAGCGUUGAAAAACAAAGGAUCUGUGUUGGAUGUCUUCCAAAAUAAAGCUUGUUUGAAGGCGUUGAUCAUCAGCGGAGGUUUAGUCUCUUUUCAACAGCUGUCCGGUAUCAAUGCCGUCUUGUUCUACAGCACAGACAUCUUCAUUAAGGCUUCCGGCGGGUCUGGCGGAGGAAUGGAUCCCUCCGUUUCGACAAUUUUGGUUGGCGCUGUCAUGGUUUUGUCUUCCGGAACAACUCCUUUGAUCGUCGAUCGGUUAGGAAGAAAAAUUAUUUUGCUUUUUUCAGCAGUUGGCAUGGCAAUUUCUUUGUUCUUCCUCGGUCUCUUCUUCCUCCUGGAUCACAACAAAGCAGAAAUCGUGUCUUCCAUCUCAUGGCUGCCCGUUGUCUCUCUCAUCGUUUUCGUCUUCGUUUACUGCGUUGGCUUUGGAUCUUUGCCAUGGGCCGUUCUCGGAGAGAUGUUUUCGCCCGAAGUCAAGUCCAAUGCAUCUUCCAUCGUGGCAACAACUUGUUGGAUCCUCGGUUUUCUCGUCACAAAGUACUUUAGUGCGCUCGACGAAGCUCUCGGUACACACUGGUCAUUUUGGAUUUUUGCCAUUUUCUGUGUCGUCGCCUUCUUCUUCGUGACAACAAUUAUGUUCGAGACAAAGGGACUCACAUUGCAACAAAUUCAAGAUAGAUUGAACGGAAUUUAAAUUUUUUUUUAUCAGUUUUUCAUUCAAUUUCGGUAUUUUACCCUCGUUUCGUUCGUUAUCUUCGCUCCCUCCGCUGCUGUCUCCUUUUGAUAGAGCGAAGCGAUAGAAGUUUCAAAAGUUUUUAACAAGAUAAAUUUCGAAUUAUGUGAACAAAGUUAAAAAUACAUGUAGAACUUUUACAUAGCUUAUAAGUAUUUGUUUGUAAAAUAUUUUUUUUUGUGCGAGACGAUAAUAAAAGAAAAAUUGUUC